AGUCAGGGAUCAUUCAGCAGUAGUGCCUGCGCUGCUUAGCAUUGCCAUUCUCACAACAGAUCUGGGUUAAGAGGGCAGCAGGCCAUGCAUGAACACACAAAGAGACAAGGGGAGAUAAUGGUGCCCAGCUACGCUUAGGAACUGAAGAGCUAUAGCUGUCCAUGUUUUCACUGCCAGACAGCCUCUGUCUUUGCUAGCAGAGAGCAGUGUGGACUCGUCUUUGCUUCACUAAUAAGUUCCAGGAUUUGUUUGAAAUUCAUCUCUAGUCUUUUUUUUUUCAAACAUGGGGUGCUCCUCAUCCAGUGCACAGACGGUUGAUCAAGAGAAAAGACCAGGUACCAAACCAGAGGAGAGCAAUGGAGAUACAGUGGCAGUCAGAAACGGCAUCAUCGCAGAAGAUGCACAAACCAUUGAGGACCAGAUGCAGCUGCCUGUGCAGACUGCCUUACCUGACGAUCUUCAGCCGGGAGCAGAUGACGAGGCGGAGGCCGUGCUAGUAGCCCUGGAAGCCCAGGAGGAUCUUGGCUCUGGGGAGGAUCUCUUGGCGGCUCCUGAGCCUCAGGCAGAGCCUGUCGCCCCCGCAGAGCCAGCUCAAGAGGUUGCUGCUGCUCCUGCUGAAGCUGCCACUGAACCUGAGACUGCUGUAGCAGUGGAGGAGUCACUACCCCCUGUGGAGGAAGCUGCCCCCGCAGAAACUGUCGUGGCUGAGGCCGCUCCUGAGGUCAAAGCUGUUGCUGAGGCUGCAGAGGAAGCCCCAGCUGCUGGAUCUGUUGUGCAGGCAGAGAUCCCUGCUGUUGCUGAGGAGGUGAGUGCUGUGCCAGCUGAGGCCCCUCCUGAAGUUGCUGCCGCUGUUGAACCUGUUGUAUCUGAGCCAGCUGAGGCCCCUGUAGUUGUGGAAGAGGCAGCAGCUGUAGUGGCUGAGGCCCCUGCUGAAGUGGCUGCUCCUGUGGAGGCAGAGGCUCCAACUGACAAUGCUGCACCAGUUACUGCUUCAGCAGCACCACCCGAAUCCUCAGAACCAGGUGAAGCACCAGCAGCAGGUGACACUGGGGCCCCAGGUGAAGUUGUUGUGUCAGAUGAGGCUUCGGCACCACCUGAAUCCUCAGCACCUGUACAGGCAGCAGAGCUUCUAAUAGAUACAGAGAUUGCUGUAGCAACUAUUCCAGAGAUGCCUCCAUUGUCUGCAGUUGAGGCCCAAGCUGAACCUCAGCCUGCUGUUGAGGAGGCAGCCGUACCUCCUGCGGCCCCUGCUGUGACUGCCCCACCAGCAGAGGCACCCGGCCCCGCAGAAGCCACCUCUGCUCCAGCUCCAGAAGCUGAAUCUGCUGCUCCCGAGCCGGCCCAGGAGACAGAGGUUCCAGCAUCAACACCGGCGGUUUCAGAAACCUCCUCAGCAGCCCCAGAAGCUCCAGCAGCAACUGUGACCCAAGAGCCUGCAGCGGACAGUGCAGCCAUGGCAGGGACUCCCGUGGUUGAGUCCACCCCAGCAGACUCAGCACCGGCCCCUGAGCCCUCACCUGAAGUGGUGUCUACAGCUGUGGCCUCUCAGGAUGCAGAGGGUGAGAAAGCCAAAAAGGAGGACUGAGUUGAGAGAAGAGAUUGACCAAAAUAACAAAAACUCCAAAGCUACCAUCGAAAGGCAACUGGAAGGAAAACAAGACGAAGCAACAAGCAUCCCAUUUUCAGUAUUUUCUCAUUAGCGCUCACCAAACUGUACUCCAGAUACAUUAAUAUGCAUGGUGCCUUAAUAACAAAUUGUUCAGGAGACAUCAGGAGUUUUCCCUCAUUUGUAAAUAUAGACUAAGUUUUUCUACUGAGACCUUAUGUGCCUGGAGCCACAUAUGCUACAUACAAGCCUAUGCAAAGAAAAUGGUCUAAAAAAAAUAUUUAGGAUAGGUUGGAUGAGAGAAGAGGGUGCAAUAUCCUGUGAAAUCUGUGAACUCUUGUGACAGUGUGAUGAAUUAGGGAAGGAUGCUUGGUAAGGAAAUCCCUGACUGUUUAAAGUAGCUGCUUCUGAGGAAUAAAAGCCAAACACAACUGUGAAUAAAAUUAUGCAAAGAAUUUGACCUGAUGUAAACGCCAAUCUGGGUGAAUGUACCACACACUGGCCAAGUUUACACUGCUAGCUAAUUGCAACUUUUAUCACCUGCAUGAAACAGAUUUUUAAGGCUAACAUUAAUUUUUGGGGCAGAAAUCCACAUUUUUGUUCGGUGUUUACGGAUUAUUUCAUUGCAACCUUUCUAAUGAGGUUCAUGUAAUUAAUAGGAAAGAGUACUAAAUGUUGAGUAACAGAGUGUCCAGUAUGAUACUGAUAAGCACUACUGCAAGUCAACUUUAUUGGUUUCCAUGGAAAAAAAAGGAUAAAAUAUGUGCUUUUGUUUUGUGUAAGGAAGAAAAAAAUGCACAAAGUUGAUAUGUAAAAGAUUAAAUGAGUCAGGUCGCCAGGUUGAGGAUGCAGAUGAUCCCAGCGCUGAUAUGUCAUCUUGCUGUUCUGAUUCCAUUUUGUGCAGCUGUACUGUAGCUGGGUGUGUGUAUGUGUGUGUGCGUGCGUGCGUGCGUGCGUGUGAGUGAGAGAGAGAGAGAGAGAUUAUCUUCCUGAAAACAAAGACAUGUCCAACUAUGACUUUAAAGGCAUCAUAAGGCCUGGCAGCGCUGAUGUCACAUUGGUUUGGGUUUGAGUGCAUUGCAUACUUGUGUAGCACUGUAAGAGAUCACCUUGUAGACCUGAUUUUUAAAAUAUCAUUAGUUCUACAUGCUGUGCUAAAAAAGUGUCAAGUUCUUAGAGAAUGAUUUCAACUGUGUCAGAUGUGAUGGACAUUGUGGGAACAAAAAUUUGUGUUGAUGUUUCUCUGUAAUAUAUUCAUUUCUGAGCUUUGCCUGUGAUUCUGCUAACCUAGUGUACAGAAUAAAGUUU
This is a messenger RNA of Chelmon rostratus (copperband butterflyfish), 2914 nucleotides long. Its product is annotated as skin secretory protein xP2-like. The coding region runs from base 284 to 1585 and encodes 433 amino acids. The transcript is spliced from 4 exons. The record is from RefSeq and is a predicted model, not a curated record. NCBI's taxonomy places the organism in Eukaryota, Metazoa, Chordata, Actinopteri, Chaetodontiformes, Chaetodontidae.